Molecule: messenger RNA, 561 nt
Organism: Leptosia nina
Lineage: Eukaryota; Metazoa; Arthropoda; Insecta; Lepidoptera; Pieridae
Source: the annotation of a GenBank genome assembly
AUGUUUGGACCUACAAGCAGUCGCCUAGCUAAUUCAGGCUCAGGUCAAAUCCAGUUAUGGCAGUUCCUUCUUGAACUGCUGAGUGACUCCAGCAACGCGGGCUGCAUUACUUGGGAAGGCACCAACGGCGAGUUCAAGCUAACAGACCCUGACGAGGUAGCACGACGGUGGGGGGAGCGCAAGUCCAAGCCAAACAUGAACUACGACAAGUUAAGCCGAGCGUUGAGAUAUUACUACGACAAGAACAUCAUGACGAAGGUUCACGGAAAGCGGUACGCAUACAAGUUUGACUUCCAAGGUUUAGCAGCGGCUACGCAGCCGGCUGCGACGGACCAAGCGUACAAAUACCAAAGCGACCUGUUCAUGAGCUCAUAUCACCACUCAGCCAAGUUGUCUUCGUUUAUGGCACCACACGCGGCGAUGCCCACGUCCACAGCGUCAAUAUUUCCGUCAGCCUCUUGGAGUAACUGGGGCGGUGGCGGGAGUAAUCUCUAUUCACCACACUCCAUGGCACCACCCCAUGUGGCGUCACAUCUUGGCUCCUACCCACAUUACGCAUGA